Messenger RNA from Xyrichtys novacula (pearly razorfish), 42838 nucleotides. The record is from the annotation of a GenBank genome assembly. NCBI's taxonomy places the organism in Eukaryota, Metazoa, Chordata, Actinopteri, Labriformes, Labridae.
GCCCCGCCCAGACGCUGUGACAGCAGCAGCAGCAGACGCCGCUCCUCAGACUGCUCGGUGUCCAGGUGUUCAGUGUGAGAUAUCGCAGAGAUCAGGACUGUUUUAAAGCCCCGUCAGUGAAUCUGCAUGACAUGGCCUAAUGUGAUAUGCUUUGUCUCCGUGUCCGGCUGUCCCUCGGACGUGUGAAAUGCCGUCACCCCGCCCCACCGCUGCCUCAUCUCCGUGAGAAUGAAGCGGGAACGCGGUUAAGAUGAAGACUGGCGGCGCAGGGGACAGAAUCUGAGCUGUGUUUGUGUUUAUACCUCGACAUAGCGGGCAGCAGGCUAGCCUGUUUACCUAAGACAGCUGAGACACCCGGCGGCGGCUCGGAUAUCUCAAUCGGACGACCAUGGCUGGACUCAUCAAGAAGCAGAUCCUGAAGCAUCUCUCCAGGUCAGUGUUUGGCGUCGUUAGCAGACAGGAGGACGACGACAGAGGAGCUGUCAAACAGACGUUAGCUAGCUUUCACCAGAAUGUUACUUCAACAGACACAAACGAGACCAAAAACAAGUUAAAUAACCAUCUAACGUGGGUGUUCAUGACCUGUCUUAUUGUUAGCUAUGUUAUCCCACCUAGUAGACACCGUCUGGCGGGCUGUCAGUUGAUGUAACCCCGCUGACCUGAGACGUGGCUAGUCGGCUAACGAGCUAACAAGGGGGUUAGCUGGUGAAGGCUAAUCCCUCAGUACUUGUUUUAGCAGGUUGAACCAGUCGAGUGGUUGAGUCAGAUUGCUUAAAACAAUAAUCUCAGCCUUUUCCCUCGAGGUAAAAACAUUCUACAGUCUCUGUUAGGUAAUAAACACACACACUGCAGCAUAAAGAAACAGAACUUGGAGGUGAUAGGACUUAAAUUUGACAGAAAUACUUCAUCAUGGUGAGGCUGUGCGCAGGCUUGCACAAAGACGCACCCUGGGGGUUCAGGUUUAUUUACACCGGUUUAAGAUUGGCUAAUGAGAUUUUGUCGCCUUUUACAAAUGUUAAAUAACUUCUUAUGUUUUAGACUGGGGCCUGACUGAUACGGAUUUUUUGUACCGAUGCCGAUUACCGAUUAAUCGGCCGAUUUUUUAAAUUUUUUAAUGAAGUUAUAAAAUACAUAUAUACUGUAGAUAUCUACUGUAUACUAUAUACUGUAGAUAUACUGUAGGCUACUGCUCUUCACGCCGACAGGAAGACCGACUGAUCAAACUCAGACCAGAAAAGCGUCUUCAACUACCAUCUACAGGAUAAGUCGGGGAACUUUUCAAAUGGCGAAACAUUUUCAAAUUGAAACUGAAUCUUAUUCUCCGCAUUUUAUUUCUGAAAAUAUCGGCAAAAAUCGGCGAGUUUUGGCCAAUUACCGAUUAGUCUUAAACGGGCUAAAAUUGCCCUGUUUUGUACCACAGUUGACACAAGGGGAGUUGGUUAAAGUUUUAUUUUAAAACAAGAGAAAACAACAUCGGCACAUCAAAACAGUGCAAAUACUGUUUGGUGCAGCUGAGCAGUCAGAUUAAUAAUAAAGGCAAACAUGUGGUUAUAAUGGGAGUCAAUGGGGCAAAUUUGGUCACGAGGUUAACAAGCGUCGGUGUGAUGCAAAUCUCCCACUCUAAACACUUCCAAUAGACAGGCUUUUGGAAUUAAGAAAAUAAAAAUGGAAAAAAAAAUGAGUGCCAAAAUUUCAUGCAGCUAGCCUUUAAACUGACUUUUUCCCUGAGAGACGAACAAAAAAAAAACCCACCUAAAAUGUCACAAGAUGCUCAGAGGGUAAAAGGGAUAUUCCAGUGUAGAAUUAAGGGUCAAACACACCGCAACACUGAGUUCGACACCCCCUUGAGAGAUGAAUGUUGCUGACCGCUGCUUUUCUAGUAAUACCAACUUUAGUAACAACCGCAUGAUAGCAAUACACAGCGGUCUGAGGAGCCAUAAACAAACCUCAACCAAAACGCCACUCUAUAGCCACAAAUAAUGCUCAGAACAGCACCUAACUUCAUCAACAGUACAUAUAGGGUCCUAGCCACAGCACUAGCCACCAAACAUUUGUUUUUUUACUUUGCCAGAUUUCUGUAGCAAAGAGACGACUGGCCAACAUAACUCACCGACUCUCUUCCAGCAGAUGCUUGAUUGUUGUGAAACCUCGACCAGUCCAUCAUCAACUGCAGCGGGGUGACGCAGCUCAAGGAAGAACAUUUAUGAUCAUUACUUUAUCAUUUCCUUGAAGUAAUAAUCGCCAUAUUAAUCAUUUUGCACUGCAGACGUGGUAGUUCUUCUGCCUUGGAGUCUCGGUCUGAUUGCAUUUCCAUGAAGAUGGGGGUGUCUAACUCGGUGUUACGGAGUGUUUGACCCUAAAUUAAUUUUACGCUGGACUUUCCCUUUGACUCACUUUGACCCAUUCCAGGAAAUUUUAAGCACCAUGGUUCUGCUUUAGCUGAUGGAUUUAACUCAUUCAAGCAAAACCCAGCCUCAUCACAUCCACAAUCACAGCUGCUCAAAAUACAAGAGAAAGAUUGAUUAAUUAGUUGGGCUGAUUGACAGUGUUAUGGAACUGGCCAAGGCCUGUGCUUAUGAGGCUGAUGGGUAAAACAAAGGAAAUUGUCUGCAGACACUGCAGGCAGCCUCAUCGGUGUGGAUUGUUGACAUCCACUUAAAUGGCAACUUGUCUCCAUCUUCGAUAACAGCAUUUAUACCUCGAACAUGUGUACUCUAGUGUUUGAGAUACAAACAGUGUAUUAUGUCUAUGACCAACAAAUUUUCAUGUCAUAUCUACUGUAAAAGAAACUGUGUAACAAAACUUAUAAGUGAGAGUCCUCACAGGCUGCAUACAACCAAGAGGGAAUAAGUUCACAGGAAUAGAAAUCUUAAUGAACAAGAACUACAAAGAUACAUUAAAAUAGAGCUACUUCAUUGGAUGCAUACAAGCUAAAAUAGAAAAGAAGCAUAGAUCCUCCAUUAAAUUGUAACGACACAGUAUCUCAAGUGGUUUUUAAACUGUAGCUGCUUCAUGAGCAUGAAAAAUGUGGACCAACAAAAAAAAAGGCCCCCAGCACAACACGAACAGUAACAUAGCUUUAUGUGAAAUCUAACUGUCAUUCUGAAUAACUCAUAAUACAUGUAAACAAAAGCACAGGGAAUGACAUAUAACUUUUAUUGCUGUUUAGUUCAUUAUCUCAACAAAGCAAAUCUUGUUUUUCAUGAUAAUAAAGCCCUGCCAUGAUUAAAAACUUUGUUCUUUAUAGGAAAACACAGCAAAAUAAAUGACAUGGUGCAUUUCUGCUUGGGUCUCCUGUACAAAGACAGCAUCAGAGCAACAAAAAAAUGUCGAAAUAAGAAGAGACCAGUUAUUUGGGAAUGGUGAUAGUGCUUGUAGCUCUGUAUAGUGUAAGAAAACAGAGCAUCGUUGUUUUGGUGCAACAGAAGAUCAACUCAGGUUCAAGAGAGAGACCCUUCCUUUGAUGUCAACCUAAAAGAGUAUUUUUAACAUAAUUUAUUUUACGCAGGGUCGGAUGAUUUUAAUGUGGCUCCGUGAUGUGUUUAAUGGAGCUCCCUCUUGCUGUGCAGGGCUCCAUUUAUUUUUAUGUCUUGCUGUUAUGGGCAGCAGUCAGCUUGCUUUACAUGCAUUAUUUAUUCUUUCCACUGGCCCUCAAGAGAAUUUCAAUGGACGACUUCCUUGUUUUGUUCCAGAGGGAACUGUAUUACACUUACGCACUAACCUGCUAGUGACCCGUCUAAAACAAAGCACAUUCACACCUUUGGCAUUUCUGACACACAGAAGGAGAAAGGAGCGGCAGUAAAUGAAUGAAUGAAUGAAUGAAUGAACAACAGCUGUCCUGUUUUAUUUUGAAAGCUACUGAUGAUUUUGAAAAGCUCGUCAGCAUGUAGGUGGACUGGUUUGUGUGUAAUCCAAGCACAAAGAUGAUUCCGCUUGGCGAGAAAACUCUUUGUGAUGAAUAAUUACUCACCCGCUCAUAAAUACCUUUGAUUGUGUCGAGGAUUUCUUUGUCCUUCACUCUCUUACACAACACCACAGCUAAAAUUUGCAUCGUCUGCUGCUGCCUCUGAUAGCCAUGCCCUUCAUCGUCCCGGCUAGUGUGUGUGUGUGUCCUUUUGCUCUCCCUGUGUGUGUAUGUGUGUGCGAUGUUUCUGCAGAUGACUGUGCAUGCCCUCAGCAGCAUUAGCAUCAACAUUGAUAGGAAAUGACUUGAGGAAUGGUGAUGUCAUCUGCCUUUCGGGCUCGCCAUCUGAUCCUCUGAUUGGCGCUGGCACUGGGCGGAAGCUGACCUGUGCCACUGACAGCCAAUCCUGCGCUAUCAUGAGCGAUGAUGUCAUGCUUAAGUUAUAUGUUUGCAGGUAUGAGAGCAUAAAGCUGGACAUACGACUCACACACUUACUGCACGUGUGCUUGUGCGGCUACAGGUGAUGUUUUGGGUGUCAACAUGUCAACCUAGCCUUUGUACUGUACUGUAGCAGAGGACACACUACUGUCCAAUGAGCGUGUGUAUGAGUGUGUGUCUGGUGAGAGGGCCAACAACUUUACAGUUCACCGGCUCAGAAAUCUACAGUAGAUGUUCCUCUUCUUGCUGAGACAAGUGCAUCGAAGCAUGCAAGACAUAUUAAGCUAGUAGGGAGGGCCUCAUUGUGCUCUGUGUGCUGUUUGACAAAGCUUUGUGUUCGUCUUUCAACAGUAAGGGUCGGUUUUUUAAUAUAAGUCGACAUAACUGAUUGCUUUUGCUCAGUUUUAUUCCCCAAACCUGUGACAGAACUGCUGAUUGAACUCAGGUAGCCCCUUGGGGUGAUUUGAUGACAUAGAGUGUGUUUGCCUGGUUUAGAUUAUCGACAGGACGGUGGCCCACAGCCAGACAGAGCCAGAUCUCAUUACACACACACACUGACACACUCACACACAGUGUGUCAGAUAGACACAGACGUGGCUCGACACAGUGAGGUCACAGUCUGCAUCCUUCUUCCUCCCAAAGAGAGAGAUUUCACAGGAUGGUGUGAGGUCAGGCUGAGCAGUGGGGUAUAGAAACAGAGCUGAUAGAUUCACUCGAAUACAAGUAACAUGAGAAAAAUACAGCAUUUGAAAUUUAACACCAGCAACACAUUACAGCUAAGUUUAGGCAGGUACACAACACAGAAAAGUGUGCGAAAAUAAAAACAGCUGUAGGAACAUCUGACUAAUAAAAACAAUCUGCGACAGAUUAGUGACAUAGCUGGGUCUAAAAAGAGCAUUCCUGAGACACUGAGUCUCUCUGAAGUAAAGAUGGAAGAAACUCUGUGAGAAAAUAGUUCAGCAAUUUCAGAAUAAUGAUCCUCAGGUUAAAAUUGCAAGGAUUCGGGGAUUUCAUCAUCCGUAGUAAUUUUAUUAAAAGAAAUUCCUGAGGGAUAAAGCUGGAACCAAUAUUGGAUGAUGGGGAUCUUCAGGCCCUGGCAGCUCUGUAUUAAGAACAGACAUGACUCUGUAGUGGGAAUCACUGCAUGGGCCUAAAUUAAUCCCAGAAAAACAUUGUCUUACCUUGACAGUCACUGACUUAGAGGAAUCACAACGCUCACACUCCAAAAGCUGCCGAUGAAUUGAUUAUUAUAAAACAUAAUUUACCUUUUUUAAUGUAUAGGUAGAUAGGGUUUAAGAUCACUGUGCAUUCCUGGUGCAUUUUCUGGCUGACAACAACCAUCAAAAGACGCAAGUUCUCCCUGAAAUCCAUUAAAUCUAAUAUUGGAAGAGUUUUUCCUCUGGGCUCACUCGUACUCUCUUAGUCCUCCAAACAUACCUUUUCAUUUGGAAAAGACCCCAACCUUUAUUCUACGAUGCUAAUCAAUGUCACAAGGCCGCCAUGGUAAAAGACUUUUGGCUCUAGACAGCAUAAUUCACAUCCUUAUCUCAGGGUGGACUGUAGAUGCUCAAGGUUCUUGCUUCUUUUGCUGAAAUCAGAGCUGUUAGAAAACAGAAGCCGUUGCUUUUUCCAGAGCCAACCCUUAGAACGAGCUCAUGACUCCAGAGAUUAGUUUUAUUGUCUGGUUGGUAUGCUGGGCCCAUUUUGUGGUUUUUAAGCUAAAGGGCUGUAUGCUAGGCAACUGGAUGGCUGAGGCACAGCUUUCAUAACAAGAAAGAGACUCAGUUUUAGUGAAUUCAUGGGGAUAGAUUUAUUAAAGAAACAUCGUUUAAUAUCUGUAAACAGCUCAGCUUUGUCACAUGAAUCAGAUUAGAUCAUUCAACGGGGAGCUCCGAGUUGACUAUCAGUUCCUCUUUUUGAGUUCAGACCUCAACUUCAGGGAUUUACGUGUUGGAUGUAGGGCUGUUGGAUGAGUGUCAGUCCCUCUUGCUACCACGAGAGCUGGGGUUGACAGCAGCUCAGCUCCCAGCCCCCAGACCAUGGGAGCUCCAGAGAAACAUGAAUUUACUCUACAGGACUCUGCUUUAUUUUUGGUAUUUGUUGGUUUUAAUCACCAGCUCGGCAUUGUUUGAAAAGCUAGUGAUGAUAACUGAGAUACUGGUAAAAUCUUCAACACUCACAGACUCCUAACUAAAAACAGGCCUUAUCAGGGGAGAGUAAGCUGCUCUAUUCACAGCCUCUCGAUGUCUUAAGAGUGUUACAAAUUUUCAACACUGAGCUGCUUUGUUUAGUGAAUUCACCACCAUUACUAAUCAUCCAGAUCCUCAUAUACAAGUAAAACCCCAACACUAGGAAGAGUGGUUCGGUAGCUCAGCUCGCAGCCCCCUCUGGAUUGGUGCGUCAGAUGAAGAAGAGCACUUGCGAAACACUGGAUUGAGAGUUUUUGAUCGUUAUUUUUUCAUACAGGGUCUGUUUGUUUUGACUUACAGUUGUUGACUUUACAGUUGCACCCCGUAAAUUGAAUUGAACUCGACAUGUAAGUUAAAGGAGAUGUUUUCUAUUACGAGGCAGGGAGUUGUUUUCUAUUAUGAGGCAGCUGAGGUUGAGCGUUAGGGAUCUUAACGCAGCAUGACAAACACGCCAUCCAUUGUGUGCAUGCAUAACUUCUCCACCAGAGUGGAUUUAUUUCUCAUUGUGCUGCGGGAAGACGAGUCCAUUUCUGCUUUUGUGUUUGUCAUCAUGAUCCUGCUUACCCUCUCCACCCUGCAGUAAGCUGUGUAAUGAUGCACCACAGCCAUGAACUUCACUCUUCCCAGCGUUACUGCGGCUCACUGCUGGUGGGAAGGCUAUUACGGCGUGAGUCAUGACUGAGUGCCUGGCUGUGGGUGUCUCAUCAAUGUGGAGCUGUGAAGCACUUUCUCUGUGUGUUUGCGAGAGAGACACAUUGGCUCCGGGGUCCCCCCAGGCCCUGGUGUCCUCAGCUGCCGGGUCACAGAGGUCUCAGAUUGUUUUCUCCUUCACUUCAACCUUCUCACCGUCUCGAGCGGGACAUGAAUAUUCCAGGACUCUGUGCUGCCGGUGUGAACCCACUUCAUUUUGACAGGUUGCCUCGGUGUUAUUGAAUCGUUGCUCCCAUUGACGUGUGUGGAGGUGUUCUGGAGGAGUUUAGAUGUGUGUUUUUUUUCUGUUGUGCAGCAGAUAAAAUUAAAGUUUUCCCUUUUAAUAACACAUCUCGAGUGUACAAUCUUUUAUAUGAUUAUUAGAUACAUUUUAGUUCAACAUAUUUCCACUACAAAGAGCUUCAAGACUGGAACAAGUAAAACAACUUAAUCAGGACAGUUAGAUUAUUUCUUUUUGUACAUUUUUGGUUCCCUUAACGUCUUUUCUUCUCACUUAAGUACAUCACAAAAGAUACGUGUUUUGUAAGCAGGAUAGAUUUUGUUUUUAUUUCUUUAAACUUAAAAGCAUAUGAGAGUUAUGGAACAUGCUCAAGAAGAUACCUUGUAAUAUGUUAAAAGGGUCUAGAAGUACCUCUUAAAGAGAGAGACUUUAAACCUUUUCUCUCGAUGUUUCAUUUUCGGUUUCUUGACUCACUUUAUCAGCUUUCUGCAGCAUCCUCUUUCUACCCUGCUGCCAAAAUCCACAUGACGUACACGUCAGUUAUAUUUAAGAUAAGGUCACCUGAUGACUUAAACUUGAGUAGAAGAUAAACACUGUUUUUGGAUGAUAGUUAUAUAGUUAUUUUGAAGGAACAACAACAGCAUGUGAAGUCAAACCUAUUUGCACAGCACAUAUAGAACAGCUUGAGCUGACAGACGGAGGCAGAAUAAAGCUGCAUACAAAGACAAAAAAGUGUGAUGAUUGCAGAUAAAUAUGCUUGGAAACAACACAUUUUUUUGUUGUUACCUGUUUCAACAGUAACAGAAAAUGAGGAUGCUUAUAAAAAAGAAACAGAUCCACUCUCAUAUUUCCAACCGGAAGCUGCUGCAAGUGGAGAAAACAAAGAGGGUCAGUUAAAACUGAGACAAAGUGAAGAGAGGAAGUGAUGAAAUUGACAAAUGAGAGGGUAUCCCAUUACUUACUGUUUCACAGCUGUUACGCUAAAAUGAACUCAUGUGCAUGUCCACAUUUCCAUACAAAGGUAGAGGAAAGUACCAGAUCUGGUUUUGCUCUCAGCAGAAGUCGCACUUCCUCUUGCCUGUUGUGUCUCUCUGCUCCGCCCUCCGUCACAGCCCUAACUCUGUACCAGCAGUGUGUCCAGGUGCAGAACUUUGGUUUUGUGAUGACAUACAUUGAUGGACGAAAUUUUGAUUUCAUAGGUGGGGGGACAUGUGACUUGAUUACUGUUGAGUACUGUUGAGACAUCUAGCUAAGCAAACAGCACAUCUCACACACACAGUAACAGAGGAGGCAAUACGGCCAGCAGGUGGAUGGAAGUACAAACCCGAUACAGGGAUGUAAAUGAUACCUCACAUGGAUGUGACGUUACGGAGGGAGAAUGAACACCGCCCUCCCGUAAACUUACAUCGGCGAUUAGCGAUGUUUACGGACUGCCUCUUACGAGCAACUUGCAAAACACUGGUCUGGCAGGCAUCCUGUACGUCCAGUACGUCCGUGCUUGUAUGAAUUUAAAAAUUGAUCUUCAUGGAGUUGCAGUUGUUUCGGCAAGAUAUGAUACAAACAUGGAUGAGCAGUCUUGUAUCUUCAAAGUAAAUAGAAAGGCUCAAAUAUUUGUCAGGGCUGCUGAAUAAAUCUGGUUCUCACCACAGAUCUGCCAAUUUUUUUAAAGCUCCCAUGAGCAUGAAACAUCUUUAAAUUAAUAUUGGAGCCUCUUAUUAUGUCCUUAAAAGUCAACUAGACAAUUAGUGACAAGACUGGCAGCUUCUUUAUAACCAUUUCUUAAUAUCCAGAGCUAGGGUAGGUAUCUGGCAAAGUGUGAAACAUCCUGUUGUUGUUGUUUUUUUUUACCAAGGCAAAGAUCCUCAAGACAUGAUACACUUGACUGUUCAAAACAACAUGAUUUGUUAAAAGUAUGACUGACCAGCAAGGGGUGCAAAAACUGACACAAAAUCAGAGUUCCUCAGAUGUGCUUGAAGUUUCUCUUGGUAUCUAACUUAAAUAUGAGCCAAAGUAUCAAGUAAAGAAGGCAGACAGUGUCGGCCAGUAAUUCAGUGUGGGUCACACAUGGACGUGUCUGUUAUUUUUAAGUUGUAUUUUAUAGUUUCCAGUUGAUUUAGCAGCACACCCACACUGCAGGCAGUCUGCCUCCAAACACUGCAGUGCUGCUGUCGUCCAAGAGGAGAGCAGCUGAGGAGAGAAAGUCCACAAAAACCGUCAAUAUUUGGCAACGUUUGAUGAAUUUUCUUCAUUUAAAAUAUUGAGAUGAAUGAGCUACACUUUUUGUAACACUUGAUAGCCGUUAAAAUCUUUUUUUUUUCUGCUACGUCUCAACUUCUAACAGCACUUUGUAGACCCGAGUGUUUCUUCUGGUUUGUACUUUGGUCAGUUUGCCUGAUAUCAAUUUAACACCUCUGAGAAUAGCUGUCAGGCCUUUUUGUGUUCUUUAGCCGGCUCAUUACAACCUCCCGCUGACACUGAAUGGACUCGUGAAGGAUUUAGAGGCUGAUUUAAAAGUCACAUUCUCUGUUUUUUUUUUUGUUGUCGAGCCAAGUCUGCUGCUCGCUCAAAUGAGCAGCGGUAGGAAAACCACAUUCUCAAACCCUCCUCUUAAUUUCUUUCAUCUUUAACCUCUCUUUCCCUCCAGUCUCGGUCUUUCCUACUGUGCGUUGCCACCAAAACAAGCCGGUUGUCCUGUUUGAGUCACCCAUACUCUGUUUCUUCAGGCUCCUUUCAUUGUGGGAGUGACGUCAUCAGGCUGUGCCUCAAAUGCGCCGUCAGAGCAGGAAAAAGCUGACAGUCUGUCUCUUAUUUUUUGUCUUUUCUUUGGUUUUCAUUGGAUGCUUGGAGAAAAGGACGGAAGAUCAGCCUUUUGCAAACCUCUUAGAGUCAGUUUCAUGGAUAAAUAUGCACAAUUUUUAUUUUUUGGAGGGGAUAAAAGAGGACCUUAACAUAAAAAGUUAUAGUAUUAUCACUUUUUAAUGAUUUUAAUAUGAAAUAACUGACUGAAGCUAACUUUUACAGAGCAGACUCUGCCAUUAAGAGCUUAAUUUCCAGUUUGACAGCCCUCACCCGCCUGCAGCUAGUCCUAAUCUCUUUACAGGCCUGGAUUUGGUCCGGUGAUCUGGGCCCUGCUGACUGGAAUAAAACCCGACGUGGUGAAAGGAAAAAAAUGACGGUGCAUGAACCCGGUACCCUCUUGCCUCUUGCUGCAGGUCUGUGUUAGAAGCAGGAAUCCCUGUGUGUAAUGGAGCUCAUACAGCAUCAGGGUUAGAAUAGCUGAUGAGCAGCAUAUAGUUUGAUUACUAUGUUGGUUUAUUUAUGACUUUGGAGGAAGGAAGGAGGAAGCAAGAAGUGGCCCUGGGGAGAUGGAUGAGGAGUGAGGGAGUGAGAGGAGCUAGCUGGCUAGCUUGUUGAUACUUGAUCAGUAGCAGGGAUGAAUAUUUCACUGGUCACACAGUGAGAAAAACACUCCAGUGACAGUGUGUUUCUGCCUCUCAGGGUGUUAUGCCCAUUAGAGCUCCUUUCAUUAUUGUAUUAUAUGUGUUUUGUGUUUUUUCAAAAGUGUUUCUCCACGUCUUAUUUCUGAGUUUCUGCUCUUGAUGUCCGCCGCUGAUGAAUAAUUCACGGGGCACGUUUGAAUCUGCCAGGAGAAGGUGUUGAGUGGAAAGAAGUAAGAAUUUGACAGACUGAAUCAUUUAAAGCGUGGGCAGCUGAAGCGUUGCUCAUCGGACAGAGUUUCUCUUCUUGCGCUGCGGAUCCACACUCUGCGAGCAGCACCUCCUCUCUUUCUCCUGAAUCCUGGGAGUCGAAUCAAAACGCAGACCAUCAGAACAAAGGCCUUUUGUCCAGUGAAGAAUAUCCAGUUACUGAGAGGCUCCGUCAUCGUACGUCAACACUUUGCGGUAGCUGACAUGAAAAUUAUCCCUCAAAAUUACAGCCAUUAAGUCCAAUUUUAAGAUACUUCUGCCUCACCUGAUUCCUUGACUUCUUUCAGCUCAGAGGAGAAUAUUGUACUUUUACUAGUACUACACUACACGGGGUUUGACACUAAGUUUUUUCAUAAGGAGCACAUGUUCUCCUAAGUUGAAAAAGUAAGGAGCACACAAAGACCUUUAGGCCUUAUUGUCUGACAUAAGGACUAUUAUUUAAAAUCAAUCUUAGAUCUGUUGGUCACAUGUAAUGGAAGCUAUUGAAGAAAAUGUUCAAAAUUUGUCUUUAAAUUUCACACAAAAUCUUCUUGGAGUACAAUUUAGGGAAAUAAAGAGGUGUGUCUUAUUGUCCGACCUUAGUACUUUUAUUUGAAAUCAAUUUUAGGUCAAUUGGUCACAUUAUUUGAAAGUUAUUGAAGGAAAACAGCCUAUUUUGAGAACAUCAACAGGUAAUUUAUUGAUGGUCCCUUAUUCAACACCCGACAUUUACAGCUAGGGUGCCGAGUAGAUUUAACCGUGCUGCUCUUGCUAUACCUGGUUAUGGAGAGUGAGAAGACACAAGUAGAUCCGCAGUGAAUGUCUGUUUGAAUAACAAACCUAAACUAACUUCAUGAGAAAACAUUUGUUGCCUCGGCUGAUUUUUUUUUUAUGCGCACAUGUGCCCCUAAAUACAUUUUACAAUUCACACACAUCUAUUUUUAGCAGCAUAUGCGAUAUGUCGAGCCCUGCCGUUUGUUUGAUACCUUCAUUCAAUUUGCAGAUUUAGAUUUGUUAAACACAUCAUGUCAUGAGUUGCCCGACAAUUAAUUUUCCAGCUCCUCUCCCUGCUCUCCUCUCUUCACCUGUGGCUGCUUGAUAAUUUGUACGUUGCCACAAAAUGUAUUAAAGCUACAGCCGUCCUCCGUUAAUCUGCAACUUCCUCAUGCUCCCAAACUGAGUUUCACGUUGAUCUGAGCUGCAGUGAAGAAGUGAAAGUGAGAGCUGUUAGACCACUGUCGGGGGAGAAAAGGAGGGUGUAAUGGGGGCAACACAGCAGGCGGCAUGAUAAUUGUUCAGUCUCGAUUAUCAUAUUUUUUAUGAUCAUAAGGUUGAAGUUGAAAUUGGUUGGUUAUAAAAGAGACAUCAGUACAACAACAUUAAUAAUAAUAGUGCUGCCUGAAUAGAUUGGGGUCUUCCACAAUGUUGAUAAGCCUGGGGUCAGUUGACAUUGAUAAUUGCAAAAAUAUAAGAUAGGAAAAAACAGAAAGGAAAAAAAGACAAUCAACACAAAAUUAUAAAUUCAGUGAAAAGACAACAGUGUGUUAUAGAUUUCUCCUGCGUAAACCUUUACACUGCUGAGAAAAUGACCAAAACGUGGGGUCAUGUGACCCAUAUUUGAGCUUUCUGAAUGUAUUCCAGGUCCUGUGAUGAAAAUGACUAUUAUCUGUAAAAGAGACGAAACAAAGACAAAGAAAUAUGCACGAAACCUCCAGAUAAAGAACCAAAACCAAACUUUUGGAAAGCUGAGAUCUGGAACACUGUUAUCGUUGUAGUGUGCUCCACAUCUCAGCUUUCAAGAUCCUGCAUCGGCUGACCUGUGUGUGUGUGGCGUCAUUGAUAGACUCUAAGUAGGUUAUGUAUUGUUCUGGUAUCAGGGCUGUAAUCAGGUGUUCAAAGAUUCCCAGCACUAUUUUCCAGUAAGUCCAAAAAUCUGUCAUAAGCAGGUCAGUCAGUCAGUCAGUCAGUCAGUCAGUGAGUCAAGUGUGUAUUGGCUUUGGUCCUCUUAGCUUUGAUCAGGCUCUAUUCACAGAUAAUACAUUCUGUGAAGUGUGUGGUGAAUUAUCUGUGUAACAUGAUUUAGUCUGCAUGGACUCGAUGGUAUACUUGUGUUAGAAAGUGAGUGUGUGAGAAGUAUUUUUACACCCAUCUGAAAUCAAUGCUCCCCCUGUUUUUGAGGAAUUCUGCUCUGCCGAGAAGCACGGCUCAAUAAAACUUGUAGUAUGAGGCGACUCUGUUAACUAUUAACCAGCGAACAAACCGUGAAAAGACUGAGGUCAUGGACAUUGAGUUUGUGUGUUCAGGUCUAUUUACUGAAGCUUAGGCGCUAAUCGACUGAACACACAGAAUCACUACUACAUACAGAGUCGCUGAGGUUUUAGUAUCAAUAUUUAAGGAAGGUGUAAAUAUGUGUACACUUUGAUUUGUUCAGUGCUGUCCACUAUGUCAACUUCAUUACACCGAAAUGAUGAUGUUUAUCUAGAAAAAUCCUUCUUUAAGGCCAAGUCUUGUUCAUUUUAGUUUAAUUUUUGGUUUUCAUGAUUUAAUCCAGAGAGGACAGGGACAGUAGAUGUAGUUGGAAACAGAGAGAGAGUGGGGAACGGUGUGUAUCUAAAGGGAUAAACCUUUUAAAUACAUUCAUGUUUUCAGUACCUUUUCGAAUAACACUGUCACAUUUCAUUGAAACGCAUGUGCUACAGUCUGUCAGGCAAUUGGGGUGACUUUACUCCAUUUUCAUCAACAUAGCCUCACACACAGACACCUUCAGACAUUUGACUCUGUGACAGUGUAUUUCUUAGCUCUUUGACUGUUGGCUAACCACUCUGCUAAAUUGAUAACAGUUAACUCAAAACUGGCAUCAGAACUUGUCUCUAGUCGUUGAAUUGUUCGGCAUUAACUUCGACACCAACAUUUACGACAAUAACCGAUGUCAUUUUGCCCAUGUCAAAAUAUUUGGUGUGAAAAAAAUUAAUAAAUAAAUAUUAAAAGUUGGUUUUGUAUGUGUGUAGGUAGACUAUGAUCUCAUGUCCCUAUAAGACGCUGUCCUAUGUCAGAGACGUGACUCCACCCCAUCCAGUCUAUAAUAAAGAAGGAAAGACAGGUGAGGAGAAGGAGGACGGUUCAAAAGUUGUAGCGGCUGGAGUGGUGGCUGAAGUAGACAAAGUUAAUUUGGUAGUGGGUGAGCAGCUUGUGGAGUAGUUAUCGUCCAUUUAUUGUUAUUGAGGUGAACUGCUCAAUGCAUUGUGAUAUCGAUUUGAGACCAUAUCGUCCAGCUCUAUUCGGGACGCUCACUGUGUCUCUCCGUCUUCCAUCCCCGUGGCACUGUGGUUGUGAGAGGCAGCCGGCUUCAGUCAUGAUGAAAUACUUUGUUUAGAGAUCAGCGGUGCCAUCCAUUUAAUUUCCCAAACCCCUAAUCUGAGACAUAUUUCCCAUAUUCCCAUAUUUCUCACGUUUUUCAAGUUAAAAAAGCUUGUCUUAUAUCAGACUUUAUCCCCUGCUGAACCUGCCUCCUGUCCUUCUGUCUGCCUUUAUAUCCUGAGUAUGAAACAUUUAACACACUUAGUAAUCUUAACUGUAUUACCUGUUAAUAGAGGUGGUUUCAGCAGCUUUAUGUGGCUUCUAGCUUGCUGCAGUGGUAACAAACAUGAAAAGAUGACUACGCAAUCUUGUUGAUAUUGUGGGUCAAAUUGAGUCAUCAGUACUCAGAGUCUGUUUCAAGCCUCGCUAAAAACUCCUUACACAAGCUUUAAGAGUUAACUAUGGGAACAAAUCAAACAAUUACAUAAUGUAGAGAAAAAAAACACAUAUUUCUUACCUCAGUUUUAAGUUUAUUAUGUUUCCAUCUGUGUAGCUGGGUAAUUUGUCCCUCAGUUUGACUUUGACAGGAAUCUAUACUGAAAUUACAGACUAGUUUUUGAGGAUGCUAUAAAAAAGGAUUCAAGUUUGGUUCCAAAGUAUAAUGAGUCCUGAAAUUAAUGGUUUUGGCUUGUUUAAAAAUGUCUUUUAGGGUGAACAGUGGUGCCAGAUAUCCAUGGCACACUAUUCUUAAAAUCAUGAAAUGGAGAAACUGAUGUGUGUUUGUGUUUGGAAAGGCUUCUCACUGCUCCCAUCCCAAAUACAAAGCAACAGUCGGGGUUUGUUUUGUCGGCUUGUGUCUUUGCCAAGAUCCCGUUUCUAUAAAUAUCCCCAGGCUCAACAUUUUGUGUUUUCAUUUGUGCCUUGUAGGUUUGCUAAAAAUCUGUCACCGGAUAAGAUCAACCUGAGCACGCUGAAGGGGGAAGGCCAGCUGACCAACCUGGAGCUGGACGAGGAGGUUCUCCAGAGUCUGCUCGACCUGCCCACCUGGCUCGCCAUCAACCGCGUGGGCUGCAACAAGGCUGCCAUCAGGGUGAGAGGCACCGUGAUAUUUACACUUUCUCUUAUUUUGUGGAGCAGCUUGUAAGCCUGUAAGGUAAAAUUAACAUAGAGGCUAGAGCGAGGCUUUUAGAUAAACAGUGAACAGCUUAAUUUUCAGUGUGUGCAAAAGUAAGAGUCUAUGAGGUGAUUUUAGCGUAGUAUUGUGCCUGACUAAUGGUGGCCAACUUUCUAUAAUUGUUGCCUGGCAACUGAUUGGAGCCAAAAGUUUGUUCUCUUUGCAAAAUGACCAGUCUUUGUUUUUGCACCACUUCUGUUUGUGUUAAAAUUCCUACACUUAGCAUGCUGACUUAGUGACUUUUACAGCUUUUUGAAGCUGGUAGAUGGAUUUUAGCACCUCCAGAUGGAGCUAAACUAGCUCUUCUUAAAACUAGAUUUUACCUAAUCAUGUUUGAAAUUAUGCACAGAACUAAUGCAGGUUUAUUUUGCUCCCUAAAAAUUAACAUAAAAACUACAAAUUGUUACUACAUGAAAGCUGAUUUUGCCCCCUUAACUUUUACAAGAAAGCUGAUAGAAGAAACCGUGUAAAAUCCUUGCAUUAUUUAUAUUUAUACUGCAUCUUAUACUCUACCAAUGGCUCUGUAUGCUGAGCACACAGACUGGUAGUGCUGUCUGAUGGCCCUGAUGUGCUCAUGAUCGUCAGUGAAAUGCCAAGUGUAAGAGCAGACUCAGACACACCCUGGCAACAGUGAAUGGAGCUGUGUAACUUGCUUCGUGACUGGACUUUUAUUCCAUCCAAGGUCCACGUUCCAACUCUUCCCUUCCUCCUCCUCCUCCUCCACCACCUCCUGAUUUCUCUCUUUUAUUAUUUCCUCCGUCCCUUUUUUUAAAACUCUUUCUCUGCUUAUCUAUUCUUUCCACGAAUCCCUACCUUUCCUUUCCCGUAUCGCUCUUACACAAUCUUCGGGUUUGUAGACUGUUUGAUUUACUUUGCUGUGUCAUUGACAGCGUGUGUAACACUAACGCAGUGUCGCAACUACAGUCAUAACACCUGCGUCAUUACAGUCGAGUACAGUACAGUCGCUGGAGAUUUGUCAGUGAGCAAGCUGGCUGCAGCUUCAAGCCUUUUGUGGCAUUUAAUGUCAAACUGGUAAAAAGGAGAACAGAGACGUGUGUCUGACUUCCUCUCUCGGUAAAUUCCCAUCAUCCUCGAACAAAGAGGCUUCACCACCUUUUAAACACCGUCACCAAAAAAUUUGAGUGGAUGAAACGUAACAAAUUAGUCAUAAUGUAAAUCAAUCUGAGUUUCUCUAAAUCUUUCUGCCUUGAUGACUCAAAGUGACAGGCCUUAGCUGAUAAAUAGUCCUUUUUGAUAUCAAGGCGGACAAAAAGUGUUGUUAAUUUAAUUCCAGCAGCAAAUCCCGAGCACGCUUUGAUAUACGAUGUCUCACUCAAAGAGCGACUCGCUUUGAAAGGGGGAAAAAUACUACAAGCUACAGGAAGCAUUGAAUCUCUUUUACUAUAUAAUUUGACAGAGACUUCAAUCAGGAGCUGUAUUCUGAGAUUUAAUGAAGCUGAAUGAGACAAACUGCCUCCCAGCAGAGACUCAUUGAUCUCUUUACAUCUCUGCUUCCUCUCCGCUUCCUCUCUGCUCGAUCAGAUCCUGUACAGCUUGGUUUCCUUUAUUCAAUUAGGAAGUUUUACAUUUGAGUUGAUUGUAAAAAGUCACCUAGGGGGUAAAAUGCUCAGAAUGUUGUGAGGUUGGAAAGCUAAGCUGCUGCUCUUUUUUCAUUCAUAGAUACCAUGGACCAAGUUGAAGACCCACCCCAUCUCUUUGGUAAGUUUUACCCUCCUGUUGCCCACAUUAUGCAUAAGAUGGCCAUUUGUCCUUAAAAAAAACCAUGCUAGCCUCUUGUGUUUUGUGCUCAUGGAGUGUCAGUCCCUGAGGUGCUUGUUGAAGUAUUCAUUAUUAUAUGAUACCGUUUUAUAUAGGGCUGAGCGAUAAACCAAAAAUUUACCAAUAUCAAAAUUUAUGACAAUAACCAACGUCAUUUUGCCCAUAAUGGUAUAUUUGGUGUGGAGUAGUUACAGUCAAUUUAUCGUUAUCGAGGUGAACUUCUCAAUAUAUUGUGAUAUUGAUUUGGGGCCAUAUCGCCCAGCCCUAGUUUUAUAGCAACUUUAGUGCACAAGUUUUUAUCAGUCUGUUACUUUAGUCAGUGGGGUCCCUAUUAGAGCCAGCUUUGUAGACCCACACAGCAGACACACACAGGAGACUCCACCAUCCGGUCCAGUUCAAGUAUAGAAGAUGACUCGCUGUCAGACAAGUCACUUACAUCAGAGUCACACUGAACUGUUUAAUUUACACAAAGUACCAAUUAUCAGGAAUUUCUGAUAUCGUCUUUCAGCAUUUAGAGUGAAAAGUAUAAAAAAUUGAGAUUUUGAAAUACUGUGCAUUAGGGGUGUCCCAAUACAACUUUUUGACUUCUGAUACAGUACUGAUAUUGUAGCCUUCAAUAUUAACCAAUACCAAUAUUGAUCCGAUAUUGGCACAAAAUUGUACAUGACAAGUUUUUCACUCAGCUGUAAUGUCUUUUUUGGACUUAAACAAAAAAUACUGCCACAAGGCCGACAUCACACUUACUCCUUGCUAGUUUGUGAGUACCUUAGUACAUACAGUUAUUGUUAUCAUGGCGCUGCAAGAAAGAGGUGCUGGAACAGAGUCUGGAAUGGACUGCUUGUAUCGGUGUGCUGAUAUCAGAGAUUUUAGAUGCAGGCUGAUAUAAUCUGACAUUCGUUUUUUUGCUGAUAUGGGACCAAUAUCUGAUAUCAAUAUUGUAUUGGGAUACCCCUUCUGUGCUACACCAAUCUCAGUCAUUUCACCCCUCUUGGUUAAGUCUUGUGGAGGACUAAAUGUUGCUGUCAGUGUCGAAGAAGAUUUCUUGAUGUGGCAUUUGUGAGCGUCUUCUCCUCCUUGUUCAUCUCCUUUUAUCCCUCCACCUGGCUCUUGUAGGACAGCUGUUAAGCUCUGUCUGCAGCCGCUGUUUUAUUUUACUCCAGGAAAACUAGGUUUGCACUGCUAAGGCAUCAUUCAUAUCUGUGUCAUGGCUGCAGGCUUCUCCCUCCUGCCUGCCGCUUUGCCGAGCAGGGCGCAGGUGUUAGGUUAACUGACUGCCAGGCUGGUCCCACUCCCCAGGUGGCUUUUAUUCCCAGUUCAGAAGCCACCUGACACCUGAAACGACCAGAUGAACGCACACACUCCAUUUUCACAGCAUGUGGUGUGUGAUUGACAGUCCCCAUAAACAUAGAAAUAGAUCUCUAACACCUUGAGUGUCAGCACAUUUGUCACAAUGAAUCUAUCAUACAUCAAAAAACAAGACGUCUAUAAAACAUUUGUCACAACUAUAGAGAGAUGGAAAUACAGAAGGAGUUUAUUUGAAUGCAGCACUCGUCUCAACAUCGCAUCAACAUUAUCAAGUCUUCAAAUUCUCUUACGACGAGUGAGACAACAGCGAGUUUUACACAUAACACUAUUAUUAUUUCUUGCUUGAAAAACUGCGAGUGAGAAUGUAAAUAUUGUUGGUGGUUUUCACAACUCCAUGGUGAAAAAGAAAACAGUCUCACUUUUAUCUUUUAACCACAAACUCUCUAGCCUGAGUGCAAAGUAGAUGACAUAAAUUUAUAGAAAUUAGAUUGAUUAUCAAAAGCAGUCUGACACCACCCUAUAAAACAUUCAUGAGAAAAACAGUCCGACACAUUUAAACAUGUCGACAAAAUAACCGCACAAGCUCGGAAGAUCAAUUUCUGAUGAUAUUUGUUGUCAUUCCUGACAUUAAGCCUUUGAUUGGAUUGCAGACCCUGGAUAAGGUGGUGAUGGAGAUGAGUACCUGUGAUGAGCCUCGUCCCCCUAAUGGCCCGUCUCCCAUAGCAACAGCAUCAGGACAAAGGUAAGAACUGAAGCAGAAUGUGUCCUGUUUGAUUUUCAGCAUCUGGCUGAUAAGCCUUUCAGUACUGAGAUUGAAAUAAAUUGGUUGACACAUGUUUGAUAGUACAUGAACAAAGUCUAAUUUUAAUGAAAAGUUUAAUUCUCUAAAAGAUAAGAAACCACCUGUCCCAAAAGCAAUCACAGUGUGGCUCUUUUAUGCCACCGUAUUAGUAGAUUUCUUAGUAACAAGUGAAGACUGUAAGUAAAAGUCAAAGUUUUUAUUAUUAUUAUUAUUAUUAUUAUUAAAUUUUUAUUAUUAUUAUUAUUUUUUUAUUAUUAUUAUUUUUUCCCCUUAUUUUUCUUUUUUCUUUUGUGAAAAAAGUCAUUGAAUUGUAUUCUAUACACUGAUUGUAUUCUACCCUUGUUUGAAAUAAAAAGAAAAUAUUUGAUCACAAAAAAAAAAAAUGAAGACUGUUGCAUACUGAAUUUAAAGUACAUUACCACAUUAUUAACUUAAAACCUGAAAACUUGAAAAAACCUCGGCUCCAAACAUGUCAGAGAGGUCUCAUACUGCACUCACCCUGUUGCUAAGCACGUCUUAUCUCGAUUUUUUCUUUCUUUUUUUUAAUACGUGUGUCCACCUGUCUGUCUGGUGCAGUGAGUACGGCUUUGCAGAGAAGGUGGUCGAGGGAAUAUCACUGUCCAUCAACUCCAUCGUCAUCAGGAUCAGCGCCAAGGCCUUCAACGCCUCCUUUGAGCUCUCGCAGCUGCAGGUCUACAGCGUCAACACCAGCUGGAGCAUCAGCGACCUGCGAUUCACCCGCAUCCAGGACCCCCAGAGAGGAGAGGUCGGUGUUUAAAUCAGAUUGGCAUGUAAGCGUGAUGUCACUUAAAGGUUAUGUCAUUGUAACACGACGCCUGUUCGGCCCAGAUUCUGACAUUUAAGGAGAUCAGCUGGCAGAUGAUCCGCAUUGAGGCUGACGCCAUCCAGAGUGCAGAGCAUGAGAUGCUGAGUGCCCCAAUCCGCCUCAUCACUAACCAGUCCAAGAUCCGAGUCACCCUGAAGAGACGGGUCAGCACCAAACACACACACACAUGCGGAGACACACGUUCUAUUGAAUAAAAUCAGUCACACUAUGGAAUUUGAUGAAGCAGACUUAAAACCAAGGAUUGUCUUAGAAACAUCCUCUUGUCAGCGGUGAACAAUAAACCCUCUGUGCUGCCUUACAGGCCGCGGGGGCAGCAGAAGAAACUCAUCAAAUGGCUCGUCUGUGUUCAAGCGAAAGACAGUACCCUCGUCUGUUUUAGACUGUUUAUAACCCUGUUCCAAAAAAAGAUAGGAGACCGUGAAAAAUGUUGAUAAAAACAGAUUUCGAUGGUUUGUAAUCAGUUAAACACCAUUUUUAACUUCAAACUGCAUACAAAGAAAUAUAUCAAAUGUUAAAAGUGAAAUUUUUUGGGGGGUUCAAUGAAAGUUAUACUCAAAGAUAUGUUUGAUUCUUACAACACAUGACAUGAAAAGUUGAAUCAAAGUCAACAAAACACUAAAAAUGUUGUGUAAAUCUAAAAAAUGGGACAUAACAGCAAUGAAAGGUUGAAAAGGGCGAAGCGAAUAACCAACACUGGAUGGCCAUGACCCUCAGGGUGGCACUGCAUUAAAAUGGAAAUCACUACAUGGACUGAAAAUCACAUCCUAAUAUUGGAGACUGUGGGCAGAAUUUGUCGCUGCAUCCAUAGCAGCAGGUAGAAACAACUAUGAGUGUUGAAACCAUAUGUAAACAUGACCCAGAAACACAAAAGACAAAUCUGGACCCAAGCCUAAAUGUGACAGACUCUCCUGUGGUCAGAGGACCAAAAUUUGGCGUUCUCCCUUCUCUCCUGUAAAGAGAAGAAGGACCACUUUGUUUGUUAUCAGCCUACAGUUCAAAAACCAGCAUCCAGGAUGGUAUGGGGAUGAAUUAGUGCCCAAAAUCAUCCAGACCCCUAUUCAAGCUUCUUUGAAAUGUUUUAUUGGCAUCAAAUUAAAAAUGAGUGUAUAUUUUUGCUGAAAACAUUUCCAUAUCCUCUUAAAAAAGUGCUGUCCGUGCAAGUUUAUUUCAUACUCCAAAGGUGGAGAUACUGUUUGAUUUGACGUGUGUUUCAAUCAUUCGUUUUAAAGUCAGAAAAAGCCGUUAGCUCAGCUGCUCUAAACACAAAUAAGAGAAUUUCCCUAACAGUGUCGUGUUCCAUUAACAGGUGCUCUCAGGCUACCUCCGCCUGCAUAAUACAUGUUCAUACCUAACGGCUCUGUCUGACACAGAUUAAGGACUGCAACGUGGUGGCUUCCAAGCUGAUUCUGAUCCUGGAUGACCUGCUGUGGGUGCUGACCGACUCCCAGCUCAAAGCCAUGGUGCAGUACGCCAAGUCUUUAAGUGAGGCCAUGGAGAAGUCGGCGCAGCAGAGGAAGAGCAUGGCGACUGAAGACCAGGUGCAUACAUAACCAUCCUCAUUCGCAUUUAGCAAACAGUAUAAAUCUUCUUAACGUCUGUUUUGCUGCGUAUGAAUCUGGACUCCAUUCAGUUUUUCUGCCCACAUUUCCCCUCCCUUCUGUGCCCUCAUUUCACCCUCUAAAGGAUGCACUCUGUCAUGGUCUGAUAGUUUGUCCUUGUGUCCAUGGAAAUCAUGUCUGCCCCUCUCUGUGUCACUCUGCUUAUGCCAUAUGGCGUCUAUCUAUCUGCCACUACCAUCUUUACCUCUCUCUGCCGCCACCAAUUUCUGUCAGUCAAUGCUGAGAUUUGCUUUUCAAUCAUACAUACAUUUGAAGAGAGUACGACCAUUAAUUCCACACAAAAGUUAACAUCAAUUCCCCUUAAAUCUACGAUGGUCAAUGUUUAUGCUACUGUUUGAGCUCAUGCGCCAUCUGCUGGAAGGCUUUAGAAUUGCAGGAUCAAGCAUCAAAUACACACAAUCGUCUACAACUUUAACAACAAUUCACCUUCCCUCUUUCUCCUGUGCGUGUAUUUCUGUCGACCAGGUGUCGUCAGCGCCCCCCACAGCCCAGCAGGUGCGCACCCAGCAGGCGUCGACGGCAGCGGACCAGAGUGCAACAAUGGCCAAGCUGUUCAGCGCCUACGAUGUGUGUGAGACAUCCCACCACCUCCAGAUCACACACCUCGACCUGCACAUCUGCGACGACAUCCACGCCAAGGACAAAGGUGGAACAUGCGCACAUUUAUAUGAACUGAACAUGUCCUCUCAUGCAUGUAAAUCACGAGUUUUUCUCAGACAUGGUAAAAGCUGGCCUCUCUCUUUCCUCUUUCGCUCUUUCAAAACCUCAGUUGGAUGAAAACACUUCAUUUUUUAAAGAGAGAUCCUCAAGUUGACUGUUUUCCUGUCUUUCUUCUCUUCCUCUGCAGUGAUCAAUAAAAGGAUAACAGGUGGAGCCAUGCAGCUCUCCUUCAGCUCCAUCACUCUGGACUACUAUCCCUUCCACAGAGCAGGUGCGUAUUCUCGCUGUGAUCUCAGGGCUCCCCCUUGGCGUCUAGAAUUUUCUUCCAUGCAGACUUCCAGAAAAUAGAUAAUUCUGCAGGUGGCUCGAUAUGCUGACAAGAAGUGUGCUCCUUUUUAGGCAUGUUCAGGUGUUUUUGCCCUUUUCUAUAGUUGUAAACAUUGAAGUUAUUGCAAAGAGUAUUAUAACAGAGGUUGUAUCAUAAAACUGUAACAAGUUGAUGGAAUAAAGAGAUGGAAAAGAUGAUAAAAAUGCAAAAACAAAGAGUUAAAGUGCAUGAUUUAAAAUUGAAAGGGACCCUGUGGUGGCUGCAACAUUAACCUUCCUCCUGUGUUAGCUGUUACUAUGCACCCACCAUGUUAAGGGUUGGUUUUGACCUGUGUCUUGAAUCAGCUGUAAAUUACAUUAAAAACAGUUCUCUAUCAUCAAAUUUAGUUCUCAUCUCUAGGUUAACUUGUUAGGCUUCAUUAUUCAUGAAAAAUAUUGCUUAUAAUAUUUUUUGUUGUCUGGACAUGCCCGACAUCCUUUUUUGUGCAGGGAAAAACAUGGAAAAAUUAGAAUUUCCUAAAUUUUACAUGAUUGGAAGAGGAUCUGACUGUCAGUGUGGUGCCUGACAGUGCAUUUAUGAUUUCAGUUUUUAGCUCUAAUUAUUAGAUAUUGAUUAAACCGGGUCAACAGCGACCCUAACAUGACAUGUGCCAUAAUUUUAUGGAGCAUUUUAUAAUUUAGUCAAUUAAAUUUUUUUGUUUUUAUUUUGUUGAAAUAGAGGUUCCUGACAAAGUCAAAAAGUCAUGAUGCAAAAAAAUUUAUUUAAGUGGUUCUUUUAAGCAUUUAAAAACAAAACGGGUCGGUGCAGACCCUAACACAGGAAGAGGGUGAAGAAGUUAUACACCAAACAUGUCUUAAAGGUUUUCCUGUUUUUUUAGGUGACAGUUGUGCCCACUGGAUGCACUACAGCGAGGCCACAAAGACCAGAGAAGGCUGGGCACGAAAUCUUCUCGAUGAGUUCAAGUCCAACGUGGAAAUGUUAAAGACUGCAGUUCGAGACCAGCAAGGCCCGGCCCCUGCAAACAGUUCCCCACAACACAGUAAGCAAUCCCACACAGGUGUUUAAUGCAAGGUUAGAGUGAGGUGUGACUGAAUUCAUUUUAGUUGUUGUUCAACCUCCUGGCCCCCCUCCACACACAGCACAUCAUCCCUGUGGGUUUUCUGUCCUUCAGUGUCCCUUAGGGACGAUGUGUAUGGGCCUCUAGGAAGUCAGGAGAGGUCAGGAGGAGAAGGAGUAGGGCUUAGGGAGGCAGAGGGAGGACCUCUAGAGUGGAGCUCACACACGCAGCCUCCAGCCCAGUGCUGCUGGUGCCUAGAGCCAGGUACCAUGGUGUGUGUGCGCACAGCUGGGUGCGGUGAUACACACCUUUUAUGCAAGGCAGAGAGGUUUUAACUCACAGAACUGAACAGUCCCUCUGUUUAUCCCUCUUCUUUUUUUUCAAUCUGUUUCAUUUUAUCUCCUUUUUUUCUAUAUCCCUCUUUUCCUUUCUAUCUUUCUCUUCAGGUAAGAUUAGCACCUCCUCCAGUGUCUCCUUCAGCCCUCCCCCCACUCAAAGCCCAAAGACCCAGCUCAUGUCCAGCUCGGUGGUUCUGAGGAUGGCCGACUUCAGCAUUUACCAGGUCACUCCAGACACACUUUGCCAUAAACACCAUCAGACUGACACUGUUAUGCAUUUUGUUUAUUUAAAGAGGUGUUCCACAAGGUUUAAUUCUGGGCCCCUUCACUUUUGCUAUUUACAUUAUUGACAUAAUUUCCAUUUCGAAUGAUUGUCAGAUGACACUGUUGUGUAUUGUAUUGCUGAUUCUGUACCAAAAAGCCAGUAAAACAAACCUCAUGUCUGCACAUUUAGACUUGAAUUAGCUGUAGAAUUGAUUCAUUUUAACAUUUACUCACUGCUUCCUCAUUAUUUCUGUGUUUCGCAGGUCUCCACAGCAGACCAGCGUCGCUCCAGCCCUAAAACCAUGAUCUCUUGCAAUAAGAAGUCUUUGUACCUUCCCCCAGAGAUGCCUGCCAUCCACGUGGAGUUCACAGAGUACUACUUCCCUGAUGGAAAAGACUACCCCAGUAAGACUUCUGUCACCUCCACUGAAAUUUGAGUAGGACUAGUAUCUCAUUUUGGAAACACUGAUCCUCAUUAGUAGGUCAUAAGCUGUGUAAGCAGCUGUGUCUGCGCACCAGACACUGUGUUUCAGAAACUUAUUAUACCUCUCCUCGCUUUUGGAUCCAUGCGGCUGAUUAAUUCAGCUGUGAGGGACUCAUUUACUGUUGUGCGGCUGAGAGGUCAUUGAUUUUCUGGAUUAUGCUCUGUGCUCAGAAUGAGGAAUCACCUAAUUAAUUCCUGCUAUCGGUCUCUCACCACUAGGACACAUUUUUCAUACAGAAGUCUUCUGAGCAAGAAGAAAAAAAAUGCUUCUUUCAUAUAUUUAUGCGAAAUAUCCUUGAUGUCUAACUUCAUCUGCUCUUUCCCUCUCUCCAGUCCCUUGUCCUAACCUUUACGCCCAGCUGAACGCCCUGCAGCUGGUCCUGGACCCUCGCAGCCUGGUGUGGCUCAACCUUUUUGCCCUUGACCUCAGGCAGAGUCUGGAGCAGUUCAUGGAAAUUUACAAGCUCAGCGACUCGCAGAAACCAGACGAGCAUGUUGAUAUUAAGGUUGAUGGCCUCAUGCUUAAGGUAAAGAGGGUGGAGGAAAGUUGACUCAUGAGCAACGGUCUGAAUUUGUUCAGUAGUGUAGUUUUUAUAGGAACCUAACUGCUCUAAAUAAUUAUAAAACGGACUAGUUGAGAGUUUGUCAUUGAAAUAUAUGUUUUUUAGGGGUUUUUACCAACAUAUAACAUUGAAACUUUGAAACUGGCCAAACUGGUUUAGAGGUGUUUUAUGAAUUUUUCCCCUCACUGGUAUUCGCAACUUGAACACCUCAGGCUCAAAUUCUCUCUGCUUCAGCAACACAGCUUUCAUUCUUGACAUUUGCUGUUCCUUUUUUUUAUUGCUGUUAACUUUGACAGCUCCGAAUCAAACUGCAGUAUGUCCUCGUUUGAUGAUAUGUUGGAGGGCAAAAUUUAUGAGGAUGUUUCACAGAUUGGAUCAGCUCCAAAUCAUCAAAAAUGAUGAUGCCGUUAAGAGAGCAAGCAGCUGAAAGUCUGUCGCCACGGGCACAUUUUGGGACUGUUAUAAAAGUGCGGUACAGUCUUUUCAUUCUUGCACUAGCAGGCAAGGUCAAGUCAGUCAUAACAUGUUCAUAACUCUGUAAACCACAUUAGUAAUCCGGGAACUGUGUCUCUCCAGAUGGGGGUUCAGGCGCUGUUGAAAAGAAGAAUGUGUUUUAAGUAUUUUUGUUUCUACUUCUAGCUUGUGAUUCCUACCGAUCGAGACGCCUCAUCCCCUGCUGACCUCCCUCGCUCCAUCUCAGUGCAGACCUCAGAAAUGGUCGCCACAAACACCCGACAUCCAGCUAACUGCACCCGCUCCCACCUGGAAGCCCUGCUACAGGCCUUCGAGGAGGAACCCUUCUUCUCACCGUCUUAUACUUCGUUCCCUCGCUCCUCCUCCUCCUUACCCCUCCUGCAUCCCGUCUUCCAGCGCCACGCACACGAACAAGACACCAAGCUCCAUGACAUCUACCGCGGCUUGAUAGUGCCGACGAUGGGCACAGACGCCCUUAAGAUGCCGGCCGCUACGGACUUUUGGGCGAUGCACUUCGCCCAGUUCUGGGUGGACUAUGAAGGCACCCGUGGAGGCAAGGGGCGGCCACAGCCCUUUGUGGACUCCUUCCCUCUUACCGUGUGGGCUUGUCAGCCCAAAAAGAUAGUCCAGCUCCAAGAGAGGCUCAGAGGUGCAGCCGGAUCUGGUCUGGCCAGAAGCACCUCUGGAGAAGCUGUGUCACGUCUGCAGAGAAAACGUUUACUGAAGGAGUAUUACAGCACUGAUGGUGCGACGACGUCAACUCACAGCAACAACACGACACAGCCCGCUAGCAAUGGACUCCAUAAACCGCACUCAUUGGACAGUCUGCCUUCCUCCUCCUCCUCUUUAUCAUCAUCGAGUAAAAGUGCAGAUGUGCAAAUUUUGGUGCACGUGCAGAAGCAUUUAAGUGCUCAGGUACAGUUGAAUAACUCUUAAAGGGAUAUUCCAGUGUAAAAUUAAUUUAGGGUCAAAUACACCGUAACACCGAGUUAGACACUCCCUCGAGAGAUGAAUGUUGCCGACCGCUUGCUUCUCUAGUUAUACCAACUUUAGUAACGACCUCAGGAUACCAAUACACAGUGGUCUGAGGAGCCAUAAACAAACCUCAACCAAAACGCCACUCUAUAGCCACAAAUAAUGCUCAGAACAGCACCUAACUUCAUAAACAGUAUAUAUAGGGUCCCAGUCAUAGUACUAGCCACCAAACAUCUUUUUAACUUUGCCUAAUUUCUUUAGUAAAGAGACUAAACACAACUCACCCACUCUCCUCCAGCAGCUGCUUGUUUGUACGGAGACUUCGGGUCAGUCCAUUACAGACUGCAGCGGGGUGACGCAGCUCAAGGAAGAAAAUUUAUGAUCAUUUCUUCAUGAAAAUGCAAUCAGACCGAGACGUUAAGGCUGACGUGUCUGCAGUGCAAAAUGAUUAAUAUGGUGAUUAUUACUUAUAGGAAAUGAUAAAGUAAUGAUCAUAAAUGUUCUUCCUUGAGCUGUGUCACCCCACAGCAGUCCGUAAUGGACUCGCCCAAGUCCCGCUCCAACAAGUGGCCGCUGGAAGAGAGUAGGUGAGUUGUGUUGAGUCUCUUUGCUAAAGAAAUUAUGCAAAGUUAAAAAGAUGUUUGGUGGCUAGUGCUUUGGCUACGACCCUAUAUGUACUGUUGAUAAAGUUAGGUGCUGUUCUGAGCAUUAUUUGUGGCUAUAGAGUGGCGCUUCGGUUGAGGUUUGUUUAUGGCUCCUCAGACUGCUGUGUAUUGCUAUCGUGUGGUCGUUACUGAAGUUGGUAUAACUAGAGAAGCAAGCGGUCAGCAACAUUCAUCUCUUGAAGGGGUGUCGGUGUUACGAAGUGUUUGACCCUUAAUUAAUUUUACGCCGGAAUAUCCCUUUAAAUCUUCGAAUACAUUUUAGCUAACUGUAGACAAAAGUAAAAACCUAAUGAUUAAAAGAUUGGUAACAGUUUGCUCAUUUACAGGAGCAAUACAGCACUUUCAUGUUUUUGUGUAUGUGUUUGUUUGUGUCCAGGUGAGCCACCGGCAAUAUGUGUUCCUGAUGCAGCUCCAGCGCAGCAUCAAAGCCCUGCAGCAGACCCUACAGCAGGAUCUAGAGGAGAUGGGCUCCAAGAAGGACCGUAAAGAUCCCUCUCAGCGUCCUGCAGACCACCAGCCCUUCACUGUCUGUCUGGGCCUCCUGCUGAAAAGUGCUGAGGUGUCUCUACUCUUGAAGCCUGUAUCUCAGCCCGAGGGUUCGGGGUCUCCUCUCGGCUCUGAGCUGUCCCCUUCAGAGAGUCGGGGCACUCUAGAGGCAGGGGGCGAAGUAAGUGAGGCGGCAGAGAAGACAGAGAAAGGGAGUGAAGGAGCUGGAUCGGGGUGUGAAGGCGGAGCAGCCAAAGGUGUGUGCAACACCGUGGACCAGCUGCUAUGUGGUGAAGGCUCAGAGGGUCCCGCUCCACUCAUGCCCACAUCCACAACAGCUACACGUCUUGAGUUAAAUCACAGAGGUUCACUGGACGAUAGGACUACUGCUAAGAACUCUGGGAGGUGGAGUUCAGAGGAAGGGGGGGAUACGGUCGUUGACGGGUUGACAGGGGGUGAGGAAGUAGGGGCUGGAUUAGACUCUAAAACCCAGACGAAUGACCCUCUGCUGGACCCGCUCAGCAGCAAAGACUGGGCCGACAAAGACGCAGCUGCAUCUGCCAAGAUGCCUCAGUCAAUAUCCAGGUAUUCUAUUGGUUAUUACUACAGUGUCAUUACUACUAAGGUGCCAAAUGACUGGACAGAAUCAUUAUAUUAUUAUUGUUUGAGUCCCAAAGAAGUGGACUAAAAACUUUAUCCAGAUGCCAUUAUUUGACCUAAACAAAACCAUCAAAUAAAGACUGAUUGUUUAAGAUUAGUUUUUUACCCAGCACCAAGCAAGCAAGGGCAGGUAACAGAGACGUGCCAAAACAGCUUUACACACAAAACAGGAAGAAUCAUAAACAUAGUUCAUUCAUAUACAGUACCCAGCAUAAGUCAGUACACACCCCCUAUUAAAAGUAAUGUAUUACUCCAUAUGUAGAUGAGCAAAAGUGAAUAUUCAAAGUUGUGACAAAGCUGAGUUUAAUAUAACAUUUUAUUUACUAUAAGAUGAAAAUAAGGGUGAUGUGGUAACUAAAAUUGAGCUUUGCUCCCAGAACUUUGAUUAGGGUGUAACUCGUUUUUGCAUCUUGAUUUUAAAUUCAAAAAAAUACUUUUUUGUAUUCAACUUAAAAAAUCUUGUUUGCAAUCAAUUGCCUACACUUGGGGGAGUAUUUUUUUGUAUAGUCUGACAUAGAAAAUGUGGAUUUUGAAAGGAAACUAAAGGUUUUCUGACAACUCAUUUAUGCUGAGCAUUGUACUUACUAGCUCUGCAGGGAUCGAAUGUCUAGUAGUGCCUGCAGAGGGCGCCGAAGUCAAAUAUUAAAUCCUCUCCCCUAUGAAGCUGCUUUCUAAAACAAAACAUUUAUUUUGAAUGUUUUUUUUUUUUUUAUACUCAUUCAGUAAUUGCACUAGGGAUGGGCGAUAUUGGCUAAAAAAUUUAUCACGUUAAGAUUUGCCAUUCUGGUGACAACAAUAAAAGUAGACUGUAAUACCAAUCUAUAUUUUUGACUCAUUUUGUCUUGAGAACACCAGUUGUAGUAGUCAAAUAAGAUACUUCACCAAAAGUUUAAGUGGUAGGUUAUGGAGAAAACUAAUGACGAGCUGCUCAGAAACAUCUUCAUCAUUACCUUCGGCCAUGUUUGUUUGAUAUUCUGCUCUGUGGGCGACAGCUGCAAGUCGACUUACGUCAUCAACUUGCAUUUAUUGUAUUUAUCAUGAGAUGGCAAAUAUUUAUGAUGGAGGAUUUUUCUAACAAUAUAUCGUGAACGAUAAUUUAUCGCCCAUCCAGUGUUGUGUUCGUGGACAAUGAAAUAUUUCGUCAACGUAAUCAUCAACGAAAACAACACUGCGCCCAUCCCUUCUGUGCACUAAUGAAAUAAUAGUUUGAUUUCAACCCUAAUCAUCUAAUUAGAUUGAGAAGUUGUGGCCCUUUAAAUGCCACAUAUCAAGAAUGCAUACCUCCGUUUUUUCUUGCCUCCAUGAAGCUAAUGAAUGAGUCUCUCUUUCUCUGAUUGAAUUUGUCUCCUGAACACAAGAGCUGUGUGUCCACAUCCUUCAUGUGUUUGUCUGUGUUCAUGUUCAGUCAUCACCUGUUUUAACACGUGUGUGUCUCUGACAUCUCAGCCCUCAGCUGCCACUUCUUUGUUUCCUGCGUCCUCAUCUUUUUCCCUGUGGGCGCCACAUUUCCUCGUCACCUCUUAACUUUUCCUUUUCUGCCUCCUGACCUCAGCUUUGACCCGUUGAUGUGAGGGGAAUGUGUGUGUGUGUGUGUGUGUUUUCUCUCUACCAAGGAAAGGAAGUUUGUCUGUGGUUUCUGAUCUCCUCAGCUGCUCAAACUCCAGCAGAUCCACCUCCCUUUAUUCCAUGUCCAACAUGUAAGGCACUGGAUCUGUGUCUCGCUGUAUUACUGAGUGUGUGGGUCCUUUAUUCUCAGUGUGUAUGUGAGAACCCCCUGUUGGCAUGAUUCCGCAUGUGUGCAUGCCUCUCUUGUCCCUGUCUGUCUUAUAUCUGUGUGAGUGUGUCCCGUGUUUGGCGUCCACCUGUUGUCUCACGGUUGAUCUAAAGAUGAGAAGCUCUUUAUUUGUGAUAGUUCUUCCUUUAUCAGCCUUGUGUUCUCCGUCUGUUUUUGGAGCCGCUUUGAUUUUGUCUGUUGUGAUUUUUCGUGAGAUCGUUUCUGGCGCUUUGGAGGGUUAGCACACUUGGAUCUUACGUGACCUUAGACAACAUCACACAAAGAAACAAAGCUAUAUUUAAUUCAUGAGAUGUUGAGUUAGCGCUGUCAGCUCUCUGGGAGUGCAGCAACCUCGACGUAAGAACAAAACUCAUAUUAGAUCAGACAAUACAAAUUAAAGGCAUUUCCUCCUCUCCUAAGUCAGUGUAAUAAAUAAAGGGCAUGCAUGAAAAGUGUCGUCUAGGCUGAUUUUAAACUGUAUAAUCUGAAAAUGAUCUGAUCAGACUGUUGUUUUUUUAUGUCACACCAUCUUUAUGUUUGUUGUAGUGGUCGCCUGAUGCGAGACCGCUCCCAGUCCAGCUUCUCCGUGUCCUACAAGAACAUGAAGAAGAGCCCAUCCCUGCAGUCUCUGGAUAACAUCUCUAUAGACAGCUACCUGAUGGAGGACGGAGACACGUACAGCCUGCUGGAGAGAGGCGAAGGUGAAAGUCACAUCUCAAAAAUACAACAGAUUCUGACAAGGAUAAGAACUACUGAAGAAAUAUUUUAAACUCUGAUUAUCUUCUCAGAAUGAUGAGAUUUAUUUCAGAUUUCUGAGGGAAAAAAGUCAGAAAUUUGACUUUUUUUUUAAUGAAGAAAAUUCUGAAACCAAAAUCAGCAGUUGUCAUUCUUCAGACUUAAACUCAGACUCAAAGUCAAAGUUAUGACUUUCAGCUGGGAAUUCAUUUUUCCCCUCAGAAAUCUGAUUUUAACCGAACAAGAAUAAUGUCUCAAUUGUAUAAUGACAGCACUACAAAGAGGAAUAAAUGUGUGUCCUCCAGUGAUUUUUAACAGCUGUCGCAGAGACAUACAUUGGCAAAUAAGGCCUCAGCUUCUCACACAAUUGAUUCAGAAUUCUGAUACUUGUGUUGAUGUGGGACUGAUGUGCUAAAAGUUCUGGUAUUUAGUUAUUAAUGCGCCUUACAUUUAUGAAAAUAUGACUUUACAAGAUCUCCCCACUUUUAGUUUAGGCGUCUCGCUGCUCUUCUGAUCUUUAUUCUCACAAAAUUUACAACUAUAUUAUUUGAGAUUUACAAGCUCAAUCUGAAGAUGUCUGUUUUUUAAAUAAAGGUGACCCUAAAAAUAUGUUAUAUAACAUUGAAAAGGACUGAUGAGACACUUAUAGGGUUAAAGGAGAAGCUCUUUUGCUUUCUGCAGUACUGUAUACAAAGCCAUAUCUAAGUCUUUUAAACAUAUUGACCAGAAGGUGGCAGUAUUGCAUUGAUUUGUCUUGAAUGUACAGAGGCACUCAGAAGGUGUCUUUACCCCGCUCUGUAAAUGAUUUGCAGAGUUAAACGCCCAUAUUGAUCAUAAAAAAACAUAAUUAUAUUUUAUGUGUGAUGCAGAUGACGUGUCCAUCUCAGGCUUCAAGGACGCCAUCAGCGAGCAAAGCGUCACUGAGAACACAACCGAGGUCGUGAUUGGGCCUGAGCAGGAGGGAGGCGUGUCCCCUGACACUGUUAGCGCCACGUCCCAGAGCAUCGAUGAUCCCACCAAAGACAUAGUAAGACAGAAAGUGAAAAGUUUGGGAAUAAAACAUGAAAAGGAGUAAAGAUAUACGGUUAAAAGUCAGCAAGUUUUAAAGUUGAUGUUGCCUGUCCUGAUUUUCUCGAUUCCUCUCCUCCAGGUGUCAGUGUUGGUGCUGAAGGUUCAGUCGGUGUGCGUGGCCAUGGAGGCGGAGGGUGAGAGCACGGCUGUGGCUCUGGAGGUGGGAAAGGUCACACCGAGCCAGCUGGGCAACGUCAGCCUGAGGCAGUACCUCAGCAACCGCAGCCUUGGUAAGAACCAGUCUGAGAACACUCCUAAAUUUAUUUUACCUUUUUUUAUUUUACUGCAUGACUUCUUGAUAUAAUCUCAUGUAUGGUGCAAGUGCUGUGCAGAGUGUUUAACAACAUUCACAUUCACACACUGAUCAAAAACUAACAAACAAGAUCGAAAGGUGUAAAAUGAGUCACAUCAAAGGAAAAGUCAAACCAGUUUGGUCAAAAUGGAAAAGUUCCUUAUUAUUGUCAACAUUAUUCUACUGCAUGAUUUCUCAGUAUUUAGCAAACUGUAAAUUGGCCAAACAUGAGAUUACAGAACAGGCUGCUCCUAUUUAAAACUGUGAGUUGGUUGAUUACAUAAAACAGAUCCACCAAAAUAGACUUAAGUAGGCAGCAGUCUUUUUCUUUUGUUCCAACUAAUGCUGGAGGAUGAAGUGAAGGGGUAUCUCUUAUUAUUUAAAGCACACAAGUAGGGCAGCAAAAAAAAGGACAGCUAGGGAAUAAAUGUCUGAGUGUGUUUGUAGAUUUAGCCAAAAUCUGGACACAUGAAAAGCUUUCCUCCUUUUGUGAGUCAGUUUUGAUGAUUUCUACCUUUUAAUAUUGAGCCUGUUUUGACAGAGGAGAGUGAGAGGGAAGCACAGGAUGGUUAAAGAGGAAGGACAUGUGGUAAAAGGUCUCAGAGCAGAUUUGGACCAUCAGGAUGCCCCAAAAGCGACUCCUGCUGUGCUUGUAUUUUAACACAAAACAGGAUAUUUUAACACUGAGAGGCGCAGGAAGCUUGAGGGCUAAAACAGGCGGCUUGUCAUUUCCAUGUACGGUCGGUGGUUGCUGGUUGGAAUGGAGAGUUACACGGUGGCACAGAAACUGCACAUUGUUGACUUUUCUGAAAGCUUUUGAAGUCACUAGACCUUUUUCCUUUAGAGAACGUAUAAAAACUGUGUCUAAUAUACCGGUGCAAUUUAUAUUCUGGAUUUAAGACAGAGUAUUAACUAACUUCAUCAACAGUACAUAUAGGGUCCCAGCCACAGCAUUAGCCACCAAACAUCUUUUUAACUUUGCCUAAUUUCUUCAGCAAAGAGACUAAACACAACUCACUGUCUCUCUUCCAGCAGCUGCUUGUUUGCAAGGAGACCUCCAGGCCGAUCCAUCUAAUGCUGCGGGGUGAAGCAGCUCAAGGAACAACAUUUAUGAUCAUUUCUUCAUCAUUUCCUUGAAGUAAUAAUCACCAUAUUACUCAUUUUGCACUGCAGACACGGUAGUUCUUCUGCCUUAGCGUCUCGGUCUGAUUGCAUUUCCAUGAAGAAAUGAUCAUAAAUGUUCUUCCUUGAGCUGCGGCACCCCGCUGCAGUCCGUAAUGGACUGGCCCAAGGUCUCGCUACAGACAAGCAGCUGCUGGAAGAGAGUGGGUGAGUUGUGUUUAGUCCCUUUGCUGAAGAAAUUAGAUAAAGUUAUAAAGAUGUUUGGUGGCUAGUGCUGUGGCUAGGACCCUAUAUGUACUGUUGAUGAAGUUAGGUGCUGUUCUGAGCAUUAUUUGUGGCUAUAGAGUGGCGUUUUGGUUGAGGUUUGUUUAUGGCUCCUCAGACUGCUGUGUAUUGCUAUCGUGCGGUCGUUACUAAAGUUGGUAUAACUAGAGAACGAAGGGGUUGGCAACAUUUUUCUCUCGACACGGCGUCUAAUUCGGUGUUACUGUGUGUUUGACCCUAACUCAAUUUUACGUUGGAAUAUCCCUUUAAGGUAUCACAAGAGGCUGUAGGUUUUUGCACUGAGUGAAUGAUCUGACAAAAACCUUCAGAUCAGUCCAUCAUGAAGACAGAAGCUAGUUUCAGAUCUAACCCCACACUUCCAUUUCAAACACUCACUUUUACACACAAACACGCAAACACACAACCCCCCCGCCUUUUAUUUACCCUGCGUAACUCCCCCACAGGUAUGGUGUGUUCAGUACCAAUACCUGCUCAAAGCAGCCAAGGUAACUGCUGUGUGUUCACUCGCCAUCUGUAACCUAACAUGCAUGCUUGCCUCAGAGUGUCUCUUUCCAACUCUGUGUAUGUACGUGUGUGUGAGUAUUUACACAGAUUGCAAGUGUCUGUACGUGGGUUCCUCUCCUCCAGUUUAUCUCCCGUCAAAUCUUAUUUUCAGGAUGUUUUUUGCUCGCUGGCAUGCUCUACAGACACUCGUAGAUGAUAUCCAGCAAGUGAAAGCAUGAAGUGUGUGUGUGUGUAUCUGACUGCUCAUUUUUCAACAGAAGAGGGGUUGUGUCUUUUCCUCCAGUGUGUGUAAAAGAGAAAGAGAGAGAGGUUAAAUUUGACAGUAAUGGAGUGAGUGCUCCCAUUAUUUGCAACAUUAGGCCCACAACUUUAAGUGUGUGUGUGUGUGUGUGUGUGUGUGUGUGUGUGUGUGUGUGUGUGUGUGUGAGCGAGAUUCAAAUUAACUCUAGCUAUUUGUGCAGACUGGUGUUAACCCCUGAUCUCCUCUUGCUCUGCUCUGCCUAAUUUACCCUCCCUCUCCCUUUCUCUCUCCCUCCUCUGUCUUUUCUCCCCCACCUCCCCAUCUCUCCACUGCAGCACACUUUGCAGUCUCACUCCACUGAUUCAGGCAAUGAGAGAAACGCCAGCUUUACCCCUCGCUACCUCUCCUAUCUCACAAGAGCAAUCCCUCCUCCUCCUCCUCCUCUCUUUUCUUCUUCCACCUUUCCUCCUCACUCUUCCCUCCAGCUCCCACUCCAUCUUCCUACUAAUCCUCUGUCAUUUAACCUUCCUCCUCCUCCUCCACCUUCUCCUCCCUUCAUCUCCCUCCCUCCCUCUGUAGGCCAUCUUCCCUCCCUGUCUUAUCACAGCCACUCAGUCCUCAGCUGCUGGCUGCCUCCCUCCUCCUCCUCCUCCUCCUCCUUCUUCUCGUCCCGCUCCUCUUCCUCCUCUCUUUCUGUCUUUUUCACCUCGACCCCAGCUGCCCAGGAUUCAGAGAGAACUUGUCGUUUCAUCUAUAAAGAAAGCCGUCAGAUUUGCGUUCAGGCGAAUGUGUGUUGGGAUCUUUUUGCUGCUCCUGUAAUUUCUCUCUGGCAUUAACCCUUCUUGACCCCUCUCCCCAUAUUUAAAGGGAUAUGUUGCAUUUCUGACUGCCAUAAUGGAAAUAUUUGUUACCUUUAAGUGCUCAUUUUCAUGCCUUGCAACUCAUAUUUGCCUUUUCAAUGUUGUUGUGUGCCUGUUCAAUUUGUGUGUGACCUCUUAACCUCUCCAUUUGUGUCUUCUCCCUUUUUCUCCUCCACUUUUUUUUACCUUUCUUAUAUUUUUCCUGACAAAAAAAAAGGCCUGACAUUUUCUAACGUCGGGAGUCAAAUUCAGGUCGUUCAGGAAUGAAAAACUGAAUUCUAGGACACUUCAGGAUCUCCCGUUUUCAGCAUCUCAAAGCUUCUUUUUAUCUCAUUCUUAAAAGAACAAGGAAAAAAAAAAAGGUUCAGUGGUUAAAACUUCGCUUUGAAUUCUCAAUGCUUAGGUGGGAGUUUCCUCCGAACCCUCUAAUCCCCGGUCCUUGAAAUAAUUAAACAUCGCUGCAGCGAGGAGCCCGUGGGAUCGUACAAAAUCCUGACGCUCCCUCAGCCCACCUCUUUCUUAAAUCCUUCCUGUUCCUCUUUUCUUUUCAAGCUCACUCCGCUUUUUUUUUUUCCUUUUGCGUCUAACUUCUUCUCCUCUUUCUAGUAUUGUGCUUUCUCUGACUUUGACGUCAUCCCAUUUCUUUCUCCUGGCUUUAACAUGCACCCUUUUGUUUGAACAGUGAGCAAAAUUUCAGGAAAAUCAUGCAUCUGUGUCAAAAACAAAGAAAACAUGUUGCAGUGUAACAGAAGUCAACACAUGUAAAGCCUCUAUAGAUACAAAAGAAAGUAUAUAAUCCACCUCUCAAGGUGCGCCACUCCUAUCAAACAUGAUUCAAUAUGGAGCUGUAGGGGGCUGCUGGCCUCCACCCACUCCUCCCCAGCUGUGAGAUCAUGAUGGUCACCAUGAGAUCGUGAGAAGCUGGAGGAGGUAGAUUAAAUGAAUUAGACAGGCAGGUUGGGACAUCAUAAAUCACAUUUAAGGCAGCACAUUUAUGUAAACGCUCUGAAGAGCAGAUUAGUCAUCAAAUUAUUAAGGUUAAGGAAAUAAAAAAGAGAGGAGGGGAUUCGAUUUUCAGUCACAUUAUAACAAUUUCAUGGGUUUUUCAAGCCGCCGUCGCAGCCUUUGUCGAGCAGAGUCAGUUAAAAUCAAAUUUAAACAUGAAUCAUCACAGGUUACUUCUGUUUUUAAGGGAUUUCUUCAGGGCAGUCUCUAAAUCUAAACAGAUCUUUUUUUUUGUAAAAUCCAAAAGCCUCUGGAUUUCUGUAGAGGAUUUGGCAGCAAGUCGCUUCAUUGUACGGUUCUAUUUCAAGAGGUGUUACACAAUAACCUGUUGUUUUAAAAGUGCGUCUGAACUAGGGCUGGGCGAUAAACCGAACUUCUACCGAUACCGACAAUUUUUCCCAUAUCAAUACAUUCUGUGUCAAAAACAUAAAUAAAUCAAAGUUGGUUUUGGAUGUAUGUAGGCAUGGUCUCAUGUCCCUUUAAGACGCUGUCCUAACUCAGGGAUGUGACUCCACCCCAUCCAGUCAGUAACAAAGAGGUAAAGACAAGCGAGGAGAUGGAGGACGGUUCAAAAGUUGUAGCUGCUGGAGCGGCAGCUGAAGUAGACGAAGUAAAUGUGGAAGGGGGUGAGCAGCUAGUGGAGUAGUUAUCGUCCAUUUAUCGUUAUCGAGGUGAACUGCUCAAUAUAUCAUGAUAUUGAUUUGAGGCCAUAUCGCCCAGCCCUAGUCUGAACCCAAAAUAGAAGAUAAGUACAGUAAGGAUGGAUGCAGGAUGAUCAAUGAGCACAGGCUUACAAAUAGAAAAUUUGCUGUAUGUGGGUAUUAGAAUAUGAUAUAUUCGGUGAGAAGGUGUUUACCAUGACAUGUCAAGCCUUAAAAUACUCAACACAUGCCCUGAAAUAAGCACCCUUUUGUCAUAAAAUGAGUAUUUUUUGUGAAUCAGGCAUCAGCUGUAAUACAAAAAAAAAUCAUUUGGGAUUAAGAAAAAGUUUAUUGGAAAUGUUGGAGCUGGUAUGUGUCUGUCUGUGUUUUUGUGCUUCUUCAACUUUCUGUAGUUACACACAAGAACUGUAGUAUUACACUGUUCCAGGGAACAACAUAGAAGUACAGAGAUGUAGUGAUGGCAAAGCUUUGUUGUGGCCCUGCCGUAGAACCUCAGUGAGAAUAAGGCGACACAGAGUAUUAAAAUAAAGAGUACACAGAGGACGCAUGAUGAUUGGACCUCAAAGUGCAUAAACUCUACCUCACACUGGGUGUAUUUUAAGGUCAGGUCUAAGUGUGGUUUUAGCUAAAUCAUGUCCACAUGCAGUCAAGAGUCAUGAUAUCUAAAGCUAAAGCUAAUGCUAACUGUUGCUGUCUUCUCCACCCCCACAGUUGGAGGUGAGCUCAACUCUGCGUCCUCCAGGAGCCUCCACAGUCCAGAGGUACGGGCUCGCCUGGAGAGCGGGCCCUGCGCCGCUGCUCACUCCCCGCUGGCUGAGCGCAACGGCUUCCUGCAACUGCGUCUCCACGGAUACCAGGCGAGCUUCUUGAUGUCCACGAUGCGUAACCUGGCCCACUUCCUGGAGGAUGACUCCGCACCGCAGGUGCUGCCCAUGGAGAUCAGCGUCAGAGACACACACAUCAACUUAAAGGUGAGAAUCCGGGAUGUUUGGGUGUGAAUUUAUCUGUGUGUAUUCAGAGUUUGGGUUUUAGCCCAGGGUUAUUGAAGCUGAUCUGUUUACUUGCAUGAUUCCAGCAGGAUAUUUGUCCUAGAUUUUUCCAAUUGUGUUGCAGUAAUAGAGCACAUAAGUCAAUGCCAAACAGUGCAGCAGCUCCUACGACCAAGUGGAAUAUUUUGAACCAUGGCCUAAUUGGAAUUUGGAUUUGAACUGAAUAUUUAAUGGCACAGAAAGGCUCUCCUGCCGUCUCUUGGGUCCUUCCCUCUGAGUAGAUUUGCUGUGCAACUGAUGUGGAAACCUGGAUGUGAAUAAUUUCUCUCUCUCUCUCUAUAACAAACAUUUAAAACUUUCUCUGUCAACAUCUGCAGGACGACGGCCCCCGCGAUAACCCGUCCGACUCUGAGCCUUCUCCGAUCACGCUGCAUGUGGACAGUCUCAUCAUCCACAGAAAAGACGACGGCUCUUUCUCCAUAGGAGGUGAAAAACAAACACACGUUCUCAUCUGCCAGAUCUCUCUGCCCCCACUUGAGCACUGAUUCACUGCUGUUAUAUAACACGUCCUUUUAAAUGCUUACACUCGGCACACCUACACCUCCAAAUAGACCUGCGCUGUCUCUUUUUCGUCCUCACAGUGGACACAGCGGUGGACAACAAACCCAGGAAAGACGUGGUUGACAGCACUCUGAGUCCUGUCCCUGAGGCUGUGGUCAGCAUCUGCGCCGUACCAAAGGCUACACAGACUCAAGCUCCGCCCAACAGCCCCCCUCCAUCCAGCAAAGAGAAGGUGAGACACUGUGAAAGCAUCUCGUGUGAGAAGUAUGGGAGCAGGAGCAGAAAAUGCUGCCUACAACAGCUGCUGACACACCGAGAGGUGAAGAAUUACAAGCAGCCACGCAUAUUUCCCUCGUGUCUUCACUGGUGUUGUCCUCCUACAAACAGUAAAUGCUGAACAAGGGAGACAUUUGUUUCUUUUUUUUUUUUUGCAGAUCUUUUUUGAAGUGGUGCCAGAUAGAUUUUUCCAAGCUAAUCCAGUUCUGUGUUUGGCUUCCAUUUUGUUUGCAGUGGGAGUAGUGGUUAUAAUUUUAUAUGAAAUGAAAGAGUCACAUUUAAGCCACAAGCAGUGCUGAGCGGGCUCUCGCACCCUGGAGAUAAUAUUGGUGUGUAGGUUUGUUCAAAGAAGAGGCUCACAUCCAAUAUGAAGUCUGAGGCAGUUUGGAUUCUGUAUUUUCAAAAUAAAGUAACUUCCUGUUUCAGUUUGAGUUUUGCACACGAACUUACGGACUUCUCAUCACUCUAGUAUUUUCUCACUGAAACCAAAUUUGAAUUGCAUCACAUGAACACCCUGGGACGAGGUAAUACAAGACAGACCCAUGAACAUGGCAAUAGGAAAAAAAAAAUGCUAACACCCUUAGACGACAGCUCAGUUUGUAAAUAACCUUUAAUGUGCAAUGUGAUUCAGAUAGAAUAAGAUAUCACAUUCAUCUUUAAGCCUGAUAAAAGUGCAACAGCAUGAAUUCUAUGGCAUCUUAAAGCCACCAAAUCUAUGAUUAAAUUUUAGAUUUUAUUAGAAAUGAAUUUUGGUUUUUUUUGCCUUUGUUUGGAGAGGACAGAGUAGAAAACAAGAACAGGGAUGGACAAGUGACAUGUAGGAAACAAGAAACUUACAGAGGCCAGCGGCGAAUAAAGAGGAAAGUCCUCAGGCUCUAAUGAGAGAUUUAGUGGUAGUAGACAUAGAGCUGUGUUUACCCUCUGAUAUUAACCACUGAGAAGAUGUUUUGUAUCAUCUUAAAAAAAGGACUUUGUUAAGGUGAAAAGACACUAAUGUUGAUGAGUGAAGCACAGAGUAGAUUAGUUAUCUGGUAGUUCUGCAUCUUGUUAAAUUUCAAAAAGACUCAGUCAUCGACUCAUAAACAUGAACUUUUAACUGUCUCUGCUAGAAAUGUAUCAACUAAUUGGCAUUGGUAAGUACUAUUAAACUGAUGUAUUUUGUUGAUGGCAAAAACAAAACAAAAAAAAAGUGAGAUUUUUGCAAUAUGCUGUAUAUUAGUGUUUCUUUCACUAUUGGCCAUUAAAAAACAGAUUUUAGUCAAACUCUGGAUAUGACAACCUACUAGUGGGAAAAAAAUAAACCUCUAAUUAAGAACGCCUUCAUUUUUAUUUGUUAGCGCUUGUCUAUCAGCAGCUAUCGUCUCAUGCCAGAAAUAUGGAAGUUACAUCAUUUUUUAAGGUUCGUCUAAUUUAGGGAAAAGUAGAAAAUGCAGUUCCGGGAUUGUCCAUCUAAAAUCUUUAAAUUCCCCAAGGAGCAAAAACUGAACCACUUAUUCUUACAGCAGAGUCAAAGAAAUGUCCUGUCUGGUAGAAAAGACAGUUCCAGUUGUCUUAGCUCGUUUUUUAAUCAUAAGAAAUCUUCGGAUGGGUGAGCUUUUAUUAGUAUUGACUUGUUUGGAUUGCAUUUUGAAAAAAUAAGAACACAAAUAGGAACUUGAGUCAGCAUUUUUAUUACUUUGGGCUUCCUAACACUUCUCCGGAAACCAACUGUUGGCAUCACCGUCACCACAUCCAUGUCCCAAACUGUUGAGAGUUUUUCCAGUUCUGAGUUGACAGAUGAAGUGUGCUUUUUGCCUCAGCCUUGUUCUUUGUCGUUUGUGUACAGAUGCUGAUGGAGGAAAACGAAUGUUUAAAACUGGAGCUGUCCCGAGCCAAGAUGGCGCUGGCUGAGGCUCAGAUGGAGAAAGACUCUCUGCUGCACCGCAUGAAGAACCUCAAAGUCAACACCAGCUAGACGCGGAUUUUCCUUCUCUCUGUCUCUUCACGUGAGCCAGCAAGUCCAUUCAUCAGCCCUCUACCGUCUGCGGGGUCGGGGGUCAGCGUAUUAAUCAAGGCAACAUUAACAAGCAAAGAUAAAAAAAAGGGGGGGCUUCUUUGUCUUAAAUGGCUCCUUUUGUGCGUUUAUUUGUCGACUGAGCCACUCUGAGACCUCAGAGUUCAAAAUAAUUUCUUCAUUAAGCAAUCAGGAGUCUACGUGAAGACUCCGAAACACAUUUUUACAGCUUCUUGUCUGUUUGACAUGCUCCACUUUGGACUGCGGGGGCUCAACAUAAAAAAGGGAGAGAUGACAUUUAGUGGGCCUAUGUGUGUGUGUGUGUGUGUGUGUGUUUGUGUGUACGCUUGAGAAAGAGACAGGAUCUACAUCCAUGGUUGUGCCUACAGAAAAACCCCUCCCACACUAUUCCUGUCGUAUGAGUAGAACCAGAGAGACAGCUUAGUUGUUCAUUCAAUCCUGUAGAUAUGAAGAAAUACUGAAUGUCGUAUCUUCGGAAGAAUGUCUUAAAAAAAACGACAUAUUUUGCACUGCACUGAAAUAAUUGUAAUUUCAGUGCUUUCAUAUUCAGAGGGGAGGAGAAAAAUCACGCUCUCCGUCUCCCUCAGAGUGUGUACAGUGUAUAUUGUUCGAGAAUGUGAACACAUGACUAUUUUCUUCAGAAACUUUGAAUGGUUCUGCAGUGUUUCCGUUGAAUGUGUGUGUUUGUCGCAGCCAGAACAAGCAUUUCAUUGAGUAUAGAAGACAAAUUUCUAUGUCCGUUUCACAGCUUUGUUUGCAAAAUGCCCAACAACGACGUCUGUAUCCCUCCGCCUAUUUUUCUAUGUGUAGAAAUUGACUUAAAAUGCGCAGCACUUUUAAGACUGAGGCACUGUAAAUACAUCCAGGGACUGUGAGAGAGGAUGGGUAAGAUAAUAAAGGCACGUUGGAAAUGCCUGGCUACAUUAACGUGUUCAAACGUGUGUUUCUGUAAAUUUCUUAUCUGCAAUGUGUAAAUUUUUCAUGGACUUUCAUUGAACAUAUCUGCUGCUGUUCCAUCCUUCACGCCUGCAGGAGGACUUCAGGGGAGAAAAUGUUUGAAAAGGACUGCUUUGGAGCUGCACAAAAGACUAAAACAAGACAGUUUGAGGUCUGAAAAGUUUGCUUUCACACUCGACGAGAAAACCGAUGAUUUCCUCCAUCAUAUGCAACCUGCGAGUCAACUCGGCCCACUUCAUUUUAGCUCCUAGUUUUGAAAAAUAAAAGUUUCUGCAAAAGACACGGAUCCCAAAUGCAGCAGUAAGACGUGACAUGUCAGACGUGAGGUUUAAUGCAGUUGGAUGAGCGAGUUGUUGGUGUACAGGAUUUUUAAUUUUUAAUCUUUGUUUUUUCCAUCAAACAUCACAGCCCUCCUCCUGCGCUCUCUGGGAAACCUCCCCCCUCUCAAACCCUGUGGAGGAAGAAAAAGACGGAAAGUAAUAAGUUGUAGUUUGUCUGUCAAAGCUGCUGAAUUACUGAUAAAAAAUAAAAGGGUAUCAAAUUUACAAAGUGUCAUCGAUGUAUU